AUGGCGAACCCCUCCAAUUUCCAGAUCACUCCCCGCGCCGCGAUCAUGGAGAGCAAUGAGCUCAACUUCCGCAGCCUGUACCUGUUCCACACUUCCCUCGGCGCAAAUCAGACCCAGUCCACGGUAAUAGACCCGAAUGCCACUACCGGUUUGGGUCAGACGGCUGUUAACAACUGGGCGAUAUGUGAUAGCCCUAGCCCCGGUGCCACCGUCGUUGCACGCGCACAGGGCCUGCAUAUCUAUGCCGGUAACUGGCAGAAUACUUUCAGCAUAACCUUUGAGGUUGAAAGGUACGUACGCAUAUAA
Messenger RNA from Triticum turgidum subsp. durum (durum wheat), 306 nucleotides. The record is from the annotation of a GenBank genome assembly. Lineage: Eukaryota; Viridiplantae; Streptophyta; Magnoliopsida; Poales; Poaceae.